CUUUACAGCAUAAUCUAUGACACGUUUGCAGCCAACAAGAACUCGUAAUUUUGACGCCAUAUUGUAUUGCGAAAGAAAGGACUGAUUCGAGGACGUGCAGGAGGCUGAUGGAUUGUAGGGGAUCGUGAAAAAUCCUUGUCACCAAGGUAAACAAAAGUGAUUGAAAUUUUCUAAUUUUCUAUCAGUAAACGAGAUCAGUUAUUCAGUUUAGUGCACUGGUUUGAUCUGAUAGAUAGAUAAUUGUCCAAAAUGCCUCCAAAGAAGACUGUUAAGGCGAAGAAAAAGAAGAAGAAGACAGCAGGUAAUUUAAGCAGAAAUUGUUUUCAAAACUAGGUAGAAUGUAUUUUAAAAUAUGGUGUGUGUAUAGAAAACAAAGACCUACUUAAUACUGUACAUAGGCCAAGUGUAAGGCCAUGUAAAAAAACCAUAUUAAACUCUCCCGCUGGGGAAUUUGGAAGUCAACCCCCUACCCCCUUUGGACAUCCUAAUAUGCUUACUAUUAUCAGAAACAAAUUUUCUUCCCUCUCCCCCCCAACUUCCAUAUAGCAGAAAUUUCCUCUGUAGUGGGGGUGUGGAUCGUUCUGGAAUGAUCCAAUAUUUCUUAGUCAAUUGCCCUAUAUAUAAAUGAAUCCAGGACAUAGUCAGAUCCCGGAUCCCUAUUCCCUACUCUUGGUUUCCAGAUUCGUAGAUUCUGGAUCUAGACUUGUACAUUCAGAUCUUGUACAGACUUCUUAUAAGUCGAUAGUUUCCUUUAUCUUGAUUCCGGAUUCCAUCAACAAACAGGAUUCGAUCUGGAUCCAGUGUUCAUAAUCUGAAUUCCAUGCUCCAUCCUCUGGAUUCCAAAGCACAAAUUUUGCCGGAUUCCUUUACACAGGGUGAAAUCAAACUCUGGGUAUUUUAGAGAACUUUACUUAACAACUAUUUAACUACAAAAAAUGGUUAAAAAGUAGUAAGAGGUUUGUACUAGUCUGUACAACCAGCGGCAGAACAAAGGCAUUUACAAGCUUCUUCAAGGUGUGCAUUUGAAACUACUGUAUAGGUUUCAAAACAUUUCUCCUGCAAAGUUUACUAACUUUGUACUAGCUAUGGGACUGUUCGUCAUUUAUAUAAGGUUUAAUGAGGAGGGAGAUGCUUAUGCCAUAUGCUAGAAAAAUCUCAUGGGAUCUGCCCUUUAUGAUGCUAUUGAUAAUGAAGAUCCCGAAAAUAUUUACAAAUACCAUAAACCUCCGAAUAUAAGCCCCUCUGUGUAUAAGCCCAAUAUGGGGUUAUUUAUAAUUGGGCAACGGCUCAGAUGAGUGAUGAUAAUUACAUUACAGUAUUAUAAUUUGUUAUUAAUGAGUUUUUAAGUUAAACUAUGUGUUUCUUUUUGUUCACUAUAUAGUUUACAGGUAUAUUGGUAUAAUAAAUGUUACUAAGGGGUGGACCAUUUGAUUUUUGAGGGGGGGAGGGGGGGUUGGAAGAUUUCGAAAAAAAAUUUCCUGCAAUCCAAGGAGAAAGGGAAAAAAAAUCAUGCAGCAUACAAUCGAGAAAAAAAAUAUCAUGCAAAAGAGAGCGCUCUACUGACGUUCUUCACUUCAGUAUUGUGUCCACAGGCUUGCAAGAUUUUGCAUUUUUGAGCAGGCACAUUUGUUUAAAAGAACACAGGGUGAACAGUGGACAACAUCACAGGGAUUCUACCGCCUUUGGAGCCUAUAACAUAUGAUAUAGCCAGUGGCGUUCCCUGGCAAACUUGUUGCCCCCCCUGAGAAAAUCUGGGCUUAAUCUAAUAUGCAUGGUAGAAAAAGUAUUUUUGGAUGGUUGAGUCUGUGUGCAUUUUUUGAUAACAUAGCUCCAAACUAUUAAAGCUUCAAAGGCCCAUAUCUACAGGAUGCAAGUUGAACGUACUGUAUAUACGAUGAUUUUAAUGCGAAAAUGCCAGUUUAGAGAGUCUAGAUUUUAAAAAAUUUCUGAAGAGGAUGCAACCCGAUCCCCAACAAGCUAUCUGUAUGAACGAUUGAAAAGCUACAGAGCUAUAUUUGGUGGAACAUUGUUGUUUCGGAGGGCAGUUAAAAAUCGCAUUAUUGAAAUCUUGUUUUAUUACAUAUUAAUCAGAGCUCAUUUUGUGAUUUUCCCUUGUUUAAAAUAAAGGACCGUAAGUGUUCCUUAGCCUUAGCACAGCAAAAUUGUUGGACGAAUCCAUGGCUGAAAAUGGUCCGCCCCUAAUAACACCAAAUAUUGUCCAUAUCUAAGCCCCGCCCUGUAUUAUAAGACCCGACCCAUAUAUAAGCCCAUCAAAAAAUGCUUACGAACGAAUAUAUUCAGAGGUUUAUGAGUGUGUACAAGGCAGGAGCAGUAGCCAAAGAGAAAUUGAAGUUGCAUGGAUUGGGCAAAUUGUAAACAUAAAUUGGGCAAUAAGAUCAGGAAAAUAAAAUGAAUUUUUCCAACUGAUAGGAUGAAUCUUGACAAGAUACAGUAUACCAUAGUAAGAUCUUGACAAGGUCUUCCAAGAUCAUAAUUGUAAGUUUUUGCCAAGAUCAUGGUGAAAUCUUGGUAUGACCAUGCUCAUGCAUGCAGGCAAGAUUAUGAUAAUUAGAUUUAGCAAGGUUGUGCUAAGAUCUUGGCAAGACUGAUGGGAUCUUUCCAAGAUCAUGGUAACAUUAUAUGAUUAAUAAGAUCUUAGCGAGUUUGUGAUACGAUCUUCGCAAGUUGUGAUGGGAUCUUGGUAUUAUUAUGGUGGGAUCUUUCCAAGGUCAUGGUAAGAUUAUGAUUGGAUCUUGGCAAGAUUGUGAAGAAUCUUGGCAAGAUUGUGAUAUAGGAUCUUGGUAAGAUCAUCACUGUGAUGGUAAAAUCUUAAAAUUAUUAUCCUGGGAUUGUGGCAAAAUCUUAGAUCAAUUAGAUCAUGGCAAGAAUAAGAUAGAAUCUUUAGUUAGCAAGUAUCCUUUGUGGAAAAAUUGUGUUUGCAAGUACGCAAAAUAGUGAACUUAAACUGAAAGCUUUAAAGCUUUGAUAAAUAUCAAGUACGGGGACGUGCCAAGAAACAGCUUACACCGGUCCGCUAUAGUCUUUUAGUUGUUAUGACAACAACUAUGAACUACCAUAGGAACCUUAAGAUUAAAGCAGGACGAAAAUGCUAUUAAUACAAUGAAAUUCAUAAUAUUGUUGGAAAUAAAUAAAUAAUGAAAAUCCCGCGAGAUUUUGGACGUCGUCCAAAAACAGCAAAUUCAUAGAUUAUCACGUCUUGACGUACAGACUACAGUACAGUUAUACAACGGCUAUGACAUUUCAAGCUGUGACAACUGCAAUUACUACAAAUAAAAAUUAGUUGUAGAACCUCGUUCAACCAUACACCUCUGUCUUAACCUUGAUCCUUAAACUGUAUUAAUUUCAUACAAUGGUAAUAGCUAGACGACAGGUUUUCUUUACAAAUAUUUAGUUCAAUGAGUCUUGUUGUAUCCUAAUUUGCUUGAAAGGACAAGAUAAGGUGGGACAAAUAUCAGUUUUUCUCGGACAAUUGACGAAGUAAAAUUGUCUUGUUUUUUUGAAUUACUGUACACUAGACCAUGUUAACAAAUCACUAGGGCCCCUGGUUAUAAGUAAACAUAGUCUAGUGUGCAGUAAUUUAAAAAAAAAAACAUGAAAAAUUUACUUCGUCAAUUGUCCUAGAAAAACCAAUAUAUGUCCUUUCAAGCAAAAUAAUUAUUUGCAGGCCUGUGACCACGUACUAGGAUACAUAAAGACUCAUUGAACUAACGUUGUCUGGUUAAUUUAACCAGGAGGUUCUGUUUAAAUUAACUUCUAAAGUAGGAAAUACUUUAGGUUAAAAUAAUGAAACUGUAUAAGAUAGCUCUUAAUGAUUUUAGAGAACUAUAUAUAGCAUCAACGUGCAUCAACUACAAUUACAGAACACUUCAGAACAUGCUGUAUAACAUGCAAUCAUGCAUAACACAUCUCCUGUAUCUAUUUCAAUUUAACAUGCUCAUUGUGUCAGGAAGCGCAGCCGUUUGUUCAAUUGUUCAUUGAUUUCAUUGAUUUCAUUGAUCAUAGGAAUUUUUUUUCAAAUCUUAAAUCCAAUAUUUCUAUACCAUUCUCCUUUAGCAGCAUUCACUAUCUUAUAGAUAGACUAAUUCAAUACUAAUUUUGCCAUACAUUUGGCACCAAUAAAAGUUGGCUGAAAUUCCUUGAACAUCCUUCAGACGGUGGAAACCAUUGAUGAAAGAGUCCAGAUAGAAAAUCGUACCAUUUUGUUGUUACAAGCAGUCACGUUGCAAAUUAAUUCUUCACUAAAUUCAAAGUUGAAGCUUCCUUAAUCCCUAUCAAGUUUUGCCAAAUGCGAUAUUCACCACACCGCACCAUUCUCUUUAGUGUUCAGUUGAAUGCCCUGUGUCCGACUGACUAUAACAAGCGAUUAUUUGAGGACGAUUUUAUCCUAGCUGAUGGAUCUUGCCAGUUUAAGUGAAAUCAUGCAUGAACUGAUAGCCAAUUGAGGCAACUGUCGUGCAUGUAAAAACAAAGUAGGCGUUACUCUAUAUGAUAUUGUGACUAUAUAGCUAGCCAGCCUCCCAUUUAAACAGCACUGAACCGAAUAGUUAAUGCUGUUAAAUAUUAUAAUAGUCAUGCAAUUUAAGUCCUGUUCUGUAAACGGACAAACCAUAUCAUGGUAAUGACAGUGCAUUUUCAAAAUAUUUGUACAUUGAGAAAUUUAGCCAGUCCAAUAAUGUUGCACAAUAAUACUUUGGCGUUUUUGUAUCUUUUAGGCUUAUAACUUAUAACUGCAUGUCUUCAACUGUACAAAGCACCAAACCUAUUACCAUGAUAACGCUUAAUAUUUAUUACCAUAAUUCUGGUGUUUUAGGGGAGAAGACGGAGCUUACGGUAGAAGACAAAUAUAAGCGAACCAUGGAAGAAAUUGAAAGUCUCAAGGUUGAAUUAGGUAUUCUUUUUUUUCAAUGCAAUAGUACCAUUUGACCAAAAUAAGAUCAAAACAGUCAUAACACUUCCGUCUUCGCUGUAAUUUUUGAUAUUUUUCCUAUAUCUCUAACUCGUCCAAUGCCCAAUGGCUUACAAUAAUGACUUUCCGCUCCUGCCACUAUACUUUUAUUAUCAAUUCGCCUUCAAAAUAUGCCCUAGACAUCGUUUCUAUUGCUUUAUCGUUUAAAUUUGACAAUUCUUGAAUGAGGUUGAGCAUAACAUGCAGAAUGAAUUCAAGGCCGAAGUCUGUAUUAUCAACCUUGUACAUCCAGAAGUGAAAUUUGAUAAUUCUUCAUAUCACGCGAAAAACGAAUUCAUUAAUUGUUUUAUUAUUUAUUUAAAAGAUUUUUUUAACCCAUCCGUACUUGUGGGUUCAAUUCAGGGGUCGGACAAUCGGACGCGGACCGAAACCCGGAGAACUUUGGGGGAUUGGGGGGGGGGGAUUACUGGAAGCAGGACAGAUUCAGUCUAUUUCUCUUCGGGUUUCUGAGCUAUUUUCAGUCUGGAACACGAUUGUCCCAGGGUUGGCACAUUUCACUGAUGAUUAUUGCUUCUCGGUGACGAGAAAUUGAACGCAUAAUUUCAUGAAAUUUUUUACUUUUAGUAUUUACAUUUUCGUGCUCCUCGCUAAACGACUUAAUGUCUUCAUUCAUCACUUUCACACACCUCACCAGUCACCACUUUUGACUGCGAAAUGACACUGAACUUGUAAACAUAAAUACACAAUGCAAUUACAGGCGUGAAAUGAUCACGUGAUCGAUACUUCACUAGUAAGGUCGUGGCUAAAGGGGAUGGACUAGAAGCAGGUUUUCAAGAUGGCCGCCGGUUUUUAAGAUCAUUACUAGUAAGUCUACAAUAAUUUAGGUAGUUCUUUACGCAUGGAAAAGCUCAAUUACUGAAAUUACGAGACUUUUUCUCACCAAUGUGAAGAAAGUUAGAGAUAUUGUUUAUCAAAAAGGGAUUCUGCCAUCGAAUUCGCCACAUCAGUAAGAACCAAAUGACGAAGGUAGAAUUUUUUAUGGUAUUUUAGAAUAGUAAUAGUAUUAUAUUAGCACUAGUUCUUUCUAAUAGUUUGCUCGUUUUCACACUUUUAGCAACACGAACUGAGCAUGCGCGUCGAUCACGUGACAUGUCAGCAAGGAUGGAAGAGCGCAUGUGUGAAGCACAAGAGGAAGUAAUACAAGAAAAAGAAGACAAACGCGAUAUUUCUACAGGUGUGUACAGUAUAAAGGUCUCAUCCGGAAGUAUUCUGUUUCAGUGGCUAUAAAGAUGGACGUGUUCUUUCUCAGUGUAGUUAAUUAGACCCUGAAAUCAGCAAGAUUUUCGUCAAUAUAUUAUAUUUAAAGAUUUUCGACGAGGAUUUAGUUCUAUUCACCGGCUCUCCAUAGGUGCAAUUUGUCUGCUCAUGCGCGAAAGCAAGGCGCCAGCAACAGUAUAUACGCUUCCUUCUUAUGCAUUUUACUACCUUUUAGUCUUUUAUUAGUUGCAACAAUUUCGAUAACUGUAAAAUUUGAAAACGCACUUCAAUUUAUUUACAGUAUCAAGUCGCUCUCUCCCACACAGGCUUCUAUUUAAUUAAUUAACACGCGGGCUGUAUACUUUGAAAAUGUUACAAAUUCCCCGCAUACAAGGCCUAUAUAGCAAUUCGCGGGUAUAUAUAGCCCGCAUUUUUAACUGACUAAAAACGCCUCUGUGGAGUACUCAGGAAUGUUUUUACAAAAUCCUUACAAUGGAAUAGUAUGGAUCUUAGUUGAAAAUAUAGUAUGGAAAUCCAAUUUUCAUACUAAUUGUAAUUUUCAUACUAUGGAUAGUAGUAUGGAAAUAGUAUGGAUAUAAUAUGGAUUUAGUGAUGCAAUCGCAAAUUCCAUGGUACGUAUAUAUGUAUAUAUAUAUAUAUAUAUAUAUAUAUAUAUAUAUAUAUAUAUAUAUAUAUAUAUAUAUAUAUAUAUAUAUAUAUAUAUAUAUAUAUAUAUAUAUAUAUAUAUAUAUAUAUAUAUGAAUUUCACUAUUUUUUCUAGUGGAGUAGAGAGGUAUCAAGUAAAGGACACUCUAAUUUCUUAACAUUUUGCGAUUUAGGGAAGCCUCACAUAUCGAUUUUGUCCGCAUGAGAAACGUCAUACAGUAUGUUCGUUUCUCUGGAGACCCCCCCCCCCGCCUCCACCCCACCCCCUUAGAAACGUCACACAUAGUUAUCGAUAUUUUGUUCUUUAAUAUAGUACACAUAAGGUAAUUUUCUACUAUUUUCUACGGUAGGCUAUUGGCGAUGCUUCCGUGAGGAAUAUGUCAUCAAAAUUUCCAACGUUUCUCAAAACAACUUUUUUUGCAUGAAAUAUUGAUAAUUUUAGCGCGUUUUUUUUUAAACUUGAGUGUUUUAAUGCAAGCCAGGCGUAAUAAUAUAAAUGUAUACGUAUAUAGAACAGGUAUGGUAUUACGAAUGUAAUGACGUUUCUCGUGGAAAAAACGAACAUAUGACGUUUCUCGUGGAAAAAAUCGAUAUGUGAGGCUUCCCUUAUGAAACGUUUAAACCAAAUUAUGAUUUACAACGAAAAUGAUCAUUCACUCCUCUAUUUUUAAAAGAGACUUUUUAGUCUAUAUAUACUAGACUAACUAAGACUAAGUGCCAGCCCAUACCUGAUUACAUGUUUUUGUAGAGCACGCCUUCUUAAAUUCAUUGUCGGUCGAUUAAAAGGGAAAGAUUUCAAAAAGGGUAUACCCGAUACAUUUCAGCCUAGUAACGAUCUUUUCAUUAAUAAGCUACUGCUGGACUAGAAUGCAUAAACAGUGUGAUUUGCUUCAUCUUAAAGUGAGAAAUGCUUGUUAUUCAGCCUUUAUAGAAUGUUACAUGUUCGAAUCGUCAUUUGCCGUACGUUAAAAAAAGCGACAGGUUAUCGCAUAUAAAUCCGAUUUACAUUAAUUUAUACACUUCGAAUUUCUUUUCUGAAUCGUAUUAAUUGUCAACUUCUUAGAUCUCACUCGCCAGUACAAGAUGAUGCAAUCAGAACUUGGUUUAAAAAUUCAUAUUCUGGAACAAACUGUAACUACCUUACGAUCUCAACUAGGUAUGAUAUAUAUAGUAUCUUUUAGAAAUAUACAUUUUGGACUCAGCUUUUUAGCCAGAAAUAUAAAGAAAAACAAAGAGUUUUUUAUUACAAAAUUUAUCAGAAAGCAAGAAAGAAAAGACCGAAGGAACAGGGCAAUUUUAUUGAAUUUGUUUUCGUCUUGACAAGUUUUGGGCAAAAGCAAAAUAGCUGAGAAAAACUUGAGAAAGAUACAGGAAUACCAAAACCAUAGUAAAAAAACUAAACAAAUUUAAUAAAUAUAACAAGUGUAAUAUAAGUAUUAGGUAAUAGUAUUGUUUCCGAUCGAGUGCAAUUUGGAAAAAACAUGCACGAGUGAGUUUUUCAAAGACGAUCAAAAUUGCACGAGUCCAAAGGACGAGUGCACUUUGAAGUCUUUGAAUAACUCACGAGUGUGCGUUUUUCCAAACUGCUCGAGAAACAUUGCUAUUACUUGUUAAUAAUAGUAAAUAUAUACAUGAAAAGUUUACACGCUUCGAUAACACCUGUGUACUCACCUACGCCAUUUAAGCAUUGUUUUCAUUACUUGUUACUUGUUAGCAAACCUUUUCAGUUUAUGUGCUCCUUGUGCUUAAAAUGUUAUAUUCACGUACGAAUUUCCAAUGAAAGUCGGCAAAAAGUCGGCAAAAAAGCCUAGCCAAUCAGAAUUGAGUAAUGUUUUCAUCUACAGGGUGUAUAAAAAAACUGAACAGAUUUGAAAUUGCUCUCAAUUUCGCAAAACAGCUCGUGGUAUCAAGUUGUUGUUAUAUAUAUAGAUUCCUUGAGUACCCAUAAUGUAGAAUAACGAAAAAAAAUACUCAAACUCAAAUUGUGUAAACCAGGGGGUGUUUCUUUUCCAACAAACUAAAAAUGGCUUGCGCACGAAAUUUAAAAGCUUUAAUCGUAUUUUGAGUUAAUGGAUGGAAAAUUUGUUGGGUUUUUAAUUACUGUACAAAAUUUCAGACAAGUUUAACUAUUCAUUUUUUCCUAAAAAAUCAGCCUUUCGUAUGCUUAAUUUAAUUAAUGCCUUUACCUAAUUUGCAUAUUGCUGACAAAUGCAAAUUAGGCAGAUGCAUUAAUUAAGCAUGCAAAGGCUGAUUUUUUAGGAAAAAAUGUAAGUUUGCGUGAAUAGUUAAAGGGCUUAAACUGAAGAAAAUUGUCUGAAAUUUCGUGCGGCAAUUAAACAUCCAACACAAUUACACAUUUUUCACCCAUUAACUCAAAAUACGAUUGAAGCUUUUAAAUCUCGAGCGCAAGCCAUUUUUAGUUUGUUGGAAAAGACCCCCCCCCCCCCUGGUUCACAAAAUUUGAGUUUGAGAAAUUUUUUUUCUUAAUCUACAUUAUAAGUACCCAAAGAAGCUAUAUAUAUAAAAAACCGGAUGCAAAUAGGUGUUUUGCGAAAUUGAGAGCAAUUUCAAAUCUGUUCAGUUUUUUUUUAUACACCCUGUAUAGUUGGGGUGGUAUUGGGUUAGGUGUACAUGGAUGUCCGACAAUGAUCGCUACCCUAUUGUUUGGCGAACAUAUCUUAAGUAUCUUUUCCAUUCGUUUAUGGUAGGUUUCAAUCUCAGGUCGGUUUCGUUCACAGUACGUUUCGUUCCCGCUUGAGGAUUGGCUUGGAGACGGGUGAGACAUUUCCAUUCGUUCGUAGUGUGUUUCGAUCUCAGGUGGAUUUUGUUCGCGAUACGUUUUCUUCUCACUCGGGGUCCGACUCGAGUGGGAUAGAAUGCUUUGGUUCUGUGACGGGUGGGAUGGGACGGAUGCUUUGCCAAAAAGGGGGUUGUAACAUAUUAUGUUGAUCUUUCUGUUCUGUAUAGUUGUUCGAUUUUUGAAAUUCGAUGAGGGGCAGAUUUAACUUUUAUACAAGUGUUGGGGGAUAUGGGAUUCGAUUUUGUUGCAUGACAAAAACAGGGUCAACUAUUGUUAUUAAUUGAAUCUGUCGUUGCUCGAGGCAGUUGGAUAGAUUGUCAUUUGCAUAUGUUGUGAAAUCUGUUUGUUGAGCAUUGCUAUCACAGUUUGGUUCCACUUGAUCAAAACUCUGAGGGUUAAUUAAAUUUGUUGUUGCAGGCUGUUUUGAUCAUGGCGUUGGUUGUUAUCAGGAUAUUGGUCUCAAGUCCUUGUUAAAGUCAGUGAUGUUUUCGGCUUUAGAACAGGUGGCACAUCUGCUAUUUUCCAUAACUUCGGCACCUUGCAUUCACGGAAAGAUGCAUUAA
Messenger RNA from Paramuricea clavata, 10213 nucleotides. Lineage: Eukaryota; Metazoa; Cnidaria; Anthozoa; Malacalcyonacea; Plexauridae. The record is from the annotation of a GenBank genome assembly.